AUCCCUUUUCGGGGGGGGAGGAGUCGGAAUCGGCCUCUUGCUCCCGCGAGAUCCCCCCCUCUUGUCUUUGUCUUUGUUCCGAUGACGUUCCCCCGUUCUGCACACGCGGAUUUUCGGACGCCGUUUUUCACGCCGGAGAUAACGCGUCGCUUCUCGCGGCCGAGCCGAAAGAGCCGCUUCGCCGCGUUUCCGCCAGGAGAAUCCGGACGAGAAUGGGAUUCGACUCGAGGAAAUACGGAGCAGAAACGAAAACUUCGUCAUUUCUCUCGUUAAUUACGGCGUCCAAGAAUAACUCGCGGACAAGAGUUAUCCCGUUGGCUUCCUUCGAGUCGGUUUUAUGUUAGCAGUGGUGUCUUUGUUGAAGAGACGAUUUUUAUACUUUUAUCUUGCGGUUUUUUUAUUUUUUCAUCGGUGCGCUUUGUUCAAUUAUUAAGUGACGUACGGAACAUUGAGAAACAUUUAAAAGGCAGUUUGUUCUUCGUUGAGCUUCAACCAUGGAAUCUGGAAGUAAUAUAUCUAACCCGUGCAAUUAUCCCGGAGGAGAUCGCCAACAAUUUUGCGUCUCUUGGAAUUCUCAUCAGUCGAAUAUGCACAGUGCAUUUCCAAAAUUGCUUAGCUCAGAGCAAUUUGUCGAUGUUACUCUGGCAUGUGACGGAGGCUCGAUAAAAUGUCACAAAGUUGUAUUAUCCGCCUGUAGUGAUUAUUUGGAGCGCCUGCUAUUGGAGAUACCAUGUACUCAUCCUGUCAUCUUUCUGAGAGACAUGAAAAUGUGGGAGCUUCAAGCACUGGUCGAGUUUAUGUAUCGUGGAGAGGUAUAUGUCGAGCAACAGCAACUCGCUACAUUGAUGCAAGCAGCAGAAGUUUUACAGGUCCGUGGCUUAUCCACUCAGGGAUGCGAUAACUCAGUGAGUGAGAUGAACACACAAUCGUGUGAUUCUAAUGCACCUGUUACUCCGUCGACUCCUACUCAUGGUGACAGUAACAAUUACAAUAAAGCAGAAACUUCAUCUAACGAUGGAAGCACCUCUGAUUUCCUGUCAUGUACGCCGAUGACGAAUACAGGAAACAAUUCGUCCACCAUCACUCCCGUCUCACAGAAUCCUAACUCCUCCAACUUCGUAAAUAUGGAACAUAGUGAAGCGCUACAACAUUUAGAAAAAGCUUUAAGCGCUUGCGAGGCGACUCUUACCGAGACCACGGGUAUGGUAAAAAUGGAGCCCGAUGAACAAUUUUCUCAACAACAGGAGAAACCAUAUUCCAUUAGUAUGGUACCCAGUAGUAAUUGUAAUCCUAGCAGCCCAUUUCCCGCAAUCGAAGGUUAUCAAAGACGACAAAGACGCUCGGAAGAGGAACUCAAGCAAGCUUCGGACAUGGUGGCACGUGGCAUGACAUUUCAAGUAGCCUCGGAAAAGUACAAGAUACCGAUCAGCACAAUUCGAUUCUACAUGGUCAGAAAGGGCAUUCUACAGAGGCGAAAACGUGGACGCGGCUCCAGCAAUCUCGGCAUGAACAGUCAACCGGGUAGUCCGGCCAGUCCGCCGUAUCAUAUGAUGAAUUAUCGUUUACCGGAGAGCCUGAAUUCCAGCCUACCGUAGUGCUGUACAAAGAAAUAGUGAGUUUUUUUUUUAAAUUAUGAAAUUUUUGAGUGGGAUUUUUUAUCGCCGCAUCCUAGAGCUGUUCCAAACCGGUCGGUUUUUAUAUUUUUAUCUUCUUUACACUGAGUUUGUAUUUUAUAAUUUCCUUUUUAUUUUUUGUUUUUUUUCCUUUUUAUUUUCAGUUUACACUUCAUUAACUCAUUCGCACUCGUAGCGUCGCGUUUGUACGCCAACUUAUAAGACUACCAUAUUUACAGUAUAUGUAUUUGUGCAUUUAUACCGACGUGAUACCCAUUCUGCAGAUAUAAUUUAUGUUUUGGACAGCUCCGCACCCUGUAUAUAUGAAAAAGAAACAAGAUACCAUAUGUAACAGUUCGGACACAGCAUUAAGUUAUGAAACUUGCAGGCGAUUGUCUUACAUCGUGUUUACGUUGGAUUCAGUGUCCUUAGGAAGACUGCCGAAAUACCCAGCUUUUUCUUUAAGUACAAAGAUAUAUUAUCUUAGAGAUAUAUUAAACUACGAUUAUAUACUUAGUGUAUUAUAUUAUAAUAACUUGUCGAAAAAUUAAUGGCCGAUUAUGUGCGAUACGUGAUUUGUCAUUAUUGCCUGUAAAUAGAUUUAUCGAAUUCGUGCCGUCAGGAGUAUGUUCCAAAAUACAACUUGAUUAUUGAAAAUCUAUAAUACGCGUGACAUAAAUUGUAGAGUUUUCGUAAUCAAGAUUGAGUUCUGGAACCUCAGCAAAGUGAUGGUCCAAUGAAAUCAAAGGGCGCGAUUAUUGAUAUAUAGAAAUGCACUAAAUCACAACUAAAGGGCUUAACAUAGGGCUUUGUAGAUAGAUUAGUUCAAAAUGAUCGUUUAUCAAAACAAAGCAAAUAAACGACUAAUUUGUUUCUCGAUUCUACCAUUUGGUACAUUUUUUUUUUUUUUUUUAAUAUGGAAAGUUUUUUUUUGUUGUAACGAAAGAACCAAAGAAAUUUGAUGCGGAAUUUGACAAUAUAUUCUCGAAAAAUAUAUUCAAUUCUCGAACAAUAUAUUCAAUAUAUCUUUCGAAAAAUUCCAAUGGAAAAAGAAAAAAGUAACUUUUAUAGUAUGAUAUUUAUAUUAAUAUCUUCGAUUUCUUUAAUACCUACGAUAUUUUCUAACAUCCUUAAUUCAUUCGAUUAUGUGGAAAGUAUCCUAAUUUUUUUUCUUUAUUCUUCAGGAUAUUUUUUCGUAACAUGAAUUUCUAUUGCAUUUACUGAAAGUCGGAAAUUGUAAAUCACGAAUCGCACAUAGUAUAGCACUAACUUUAAAUAAGUAAUCUAUUUUGAAGUUUUCCCGGAUUUUUCUUGAAAAUUCUAUUCUGUGUUGCAUAAUAAAAAGCCAAGAAAAAGGAAGUAAAAUAAAUUCAUAAUUUAUACAAUACUUUCUUGUUUUAUUAAAAAUUAAUAAUUAAUGAUAAAAAUCAGGCUUGAUUUUUGCAAAGCAAUAUGAAAAAUGUAAAAGCCAAAUAUGAUGGUAUAGUGUAAUAAAUAUAAUUUAUUCGAAAUUAUAUUAAAAAAAUAUUCAUUUUAUUAGUGCAUUUCGACUAUUCAGUUUUUUCAUAACUGAAAAAUUAUAUAUAUUACAUCCUCGUAUGCUCGUUAUUUAUAAUCUUUAGAAAAAUAAAAUUGUAUGAGAACCGUUUGGGUUCAGUUUCUAAAAUUUGAAAUGUUCAAAAUGAUAGACAAACACGAAAUUUUUUAUUUUUAUCUAAAAUUUUUCUUAAUAUUACAAAAAUUUUUGUCUUCUUAUUGAUUUUUAAUGUAUUUCAAGAAUCAGAUGAGAAUGAGAAUUAUUCAUUUAUAUUUCAAACUAUGAUUAAUUUUUUCUUGAGAUGUACAUGUUAAAUAAAACGUAUGUAAAAAAACCUUAUCUUGCGAUAAAAACAUUUAAGAAAAUUUUUUGAAAAGAAUUUUUGAGAAAAUAUCUUUUUUGAGGAAAACCUUGAAAAUAGAUUGCCUUUUUAAUGUUUGUUUUUGGGUAAAAUUGCAUUGCGCAAGUACUCCAUCCGCCAUCCAGCGUGAAUUAAUAUCGAAAAUAUUAAUUCCGUACUUAUAAGUGCUUGCGUUGUAACAGUGUUAUACUUGUAAGGAAAAUGACGCUAAAGAUCAAAAUAUUAGAUCGAGUAUUGAACAAACGCGUUUCAAAUCUUAUUAUUUUGAGACUUUUUUAUACGCAGGAUUUGUAUGUAAGCGCUUACCGAAAGACUCACUGAGAAUACGAGAAUACGAUUUGUAUAGGAUAUUCAUAUAUCUCUGAUAAGAAUUCCUUUAUGCUGUGGACGAACACUACGCGUAUGGUCGAUUAUCCGCCGUGUUCCGUUCUUCUACUUAGUGACCGAUGUAGCGUAGCUAUAUGGAUAGUGUGAAAUACGUUUUUGAAUCCUGCAUCAAAUAUCGUUCAUAAUGAGACGGAUUUAUAAAAUAUAGUUCAUAAAAGGAGAAAAGACAAAAAAAGGGGGGGGGGAAAGAGAAAAAGAAGAUUGACUAUGUCAUAUAACAGAUAUUUUUUUAAUGACCUCGAAAUGUUUUGACGAGAAGGCAUUCGUAGCAUAUAAGUUAUUUUUUAUUACAUCAUAUUUAUAUAUGGUUCAGUGAAGCUCAGCUUGCUCUCGUUAAGUUAUCUGUGGCAUCUGUACACAUGUACAUGUAUUUACCGAGUAUUUAUCUUUCUGUAUUUUUUAAAAUAAGUCCGACGGGGAUUAAGAGAUUCUUGAUUACGACACGCUUUGUACUCUGCACCAGAAUGACGCUUAAAGAUCAAAAAAUGUAUACAAUUGUAGAAAGAGGGACUUGUCCAUGAUGAUCGAUUAGUCACUAUGUUUAAGACUGGUAACACGUGGCUAAUAUAACCAGACUUAAAGUCGCAGACACAGCAAUCCUCAAUCUAUUAUACAGAUAUUUUUGUAGGCACUUUGUCGAGGAAGGUUUCUUCUUUCUGCCUUUAUUCUAUAUAUACCUUGAUAACUUAUACAGUAAGAGGAACCGGUAUUUAUUCGAAGUUUACCAUUUAGCUUUGUUGAACAUCACAAGAGAUAAAAAUGAUCAUGACGUAUGUAGUGUAAUGCUUUUUACAUGCAUAGUGUACAAAUAACAGCAUUUGUAAUUGACGAUAAGAAUUACCUGAUGUCUGUAAAAAUCGGCGGAAACACCCUCGUUGUUUUUACGGACACUGGUUCUGCCUUUUCAAAGAAGUUUAAUUGUGACAACUGUGGCGCGCAUACAAUGUAAUUGUACGAUGUAUUGCCUUUGUUAAAUAGCAUUUUGGAUAAAGCCAUAUUUUUCCAUGCAACGCAAUAAUCCAGCAGAAUAAAUUACAGUUAAACUGAGAAGCAGCCUAAAAUAGGAAAGAGUGCCAGAUACAAAACAAAAGUGGAUAUGAACAAUAAUUCAUAGAAGAUAAAGUAAAGUUUAUCUAUCACUUAGAGUAUGUAACUGCCUUUCUCUGGCCUCAUACUGGAUCAUUAAUUUAUUUAUAUUAGACAAUAUACAAGAUACAUGUAAAGGAGAAAAAAAAAACUAAUCUAACUUAGAAGGCUUGUUAGAGCUUUUAUUAAUUGCUGCAGUAAGACUGCUGCCAUCCGACUGAUGAACACAUUCUCAAGAAGCUGAAGUUGAACGUUUAAUCGAAACAUAUGUCACAGAUCUUACAUAAUCGUAUUUAUUCUCAUUUAUCAUUUCUUUAUAUGGUAUCAUUAUGUAUUUAACGAGCUCGAUUGUCUCUGUAUAUUUCACGAUAUCGGGCUAUAUCGUAAAGCAAAAAUAAAAGGAGAGAAAUACGAGUCGUAUAAUUAUGGAUGUUAAUGCGAACUAAAAAACAUGACUUGCAAUUGUUGCCUGUUGUAAUGUCCAAUGACAGUUGAAUUGUAAUGACUUACUCGUACAUAGCAUUCUUUCCUCGCAAGGAAUCGAGUAUCGUGUAAAUCAUUAUUCUAAGAGUACCAGUUGACAAAGGUUUUAUACGGAUCUAUUAAACCAGUAUUUCAAACCAAUGAAAAAUAAUUAGUUUUCUAAUAAUAAUAAUACAAUUUUAUGUGAAUUUAGUACAGUGCUUAAGUCAGUAAUGCUCAGCGUAUCUAACAGAUAUUUUUAGUGGAAAAAUCCGUGUCAUACUCACAUGUAUCAUAAUGUCUUAAAGUAUGUAACUAAACCACAAUCAAAGAAGUGUGAACGAUACUUAACUAUUAUCAUAAUAGCCACUUAUGAUAGCAGUAAAUAGGUAGCCAUUUUGAGGCAGUUUAUAUUAUAUUUAAUUACACCGUGUAUCGCUUUGGUCUCUCCGUUUUUACGAUGGUAUUAUUAUUUGUAGAUAGAAUCAUAACUUUAUCGAUUAGAAUCGAUUGAAGAACCUCGUAUCAUUUAUUUGUAAGUCUUUUUUACAGUUACCGAAUAUCUAAUUGAUUAAAUAGGCAAUGCAAUUAAAAAAAAAAGAAAAGAAAGGAAAGAAAAAAACACACACGUAUAUAUACACAUGUAAUAUGCAGAGAUCUGUCGUGUGAUCAAUGCGAUUGUGGUGGAUGUUUUUGCCGUUUGAUUUUUGUUAACUUUUCGACUAUAUAUAUAUAGAUAUAUAUGUAUGUACGAUUACAUUGAGUUGGCAACAAUAUCACAUGUAUCCGAAUAAGUAGUCUUUUUUAUAUUCUUUGUUUUUAGCUUAAGUUUUUAUUUUUAGUAAUUUGAACAACACGUAAGUGAAUAAAUACAUCUUGCGUUACGACAAUACAGUAAACUUCCCUAUGUAAAAAUUUGUCUUUUAACCAAAGGACAAGAUUUGCGAAGUGUUUCGAUAAGAUCGUUGAAACAGUCCAACAAGAUGGAUCAUUUCGACAAUCCAUCCACAUUGCAAUUUUGUACUACGUCGGGAAGCGUACUCGUAAUAUUUACAUUUAAUAUGUUAGUUGGUUGCAUUAAGUAUGUUUUCCUUAUGAAAACGUGAGUUGCUUACAUAUAGUUGCUUGCCUAUUUACGACGAAAAUUUCGUGCUUCGAAAUGAGUUGUGUAGCAUUAAUAGAUGAUUGGCUUGCAAACAUUGAAUUUUAUAAUUGUAGAGAUCUAUUAGGAUUAUUAUUAUUAUUAGGAAUUUAACGAUAGAUCAGGAUUAUAAUGCCAUAUUACGCCGAAUCGCCGCCGACGCUUUGAUCGUUUUUCCGAAGUACUCGUUAUAAACUCAGUUCCCAUCGCACUACUCGCGCGACUGUCCCGAGCGAUUCAGUAUUAUAUUGUACAUCACGUGCGAGAGCCUUCGACUGCGUCCGUUCAACGGUUUUAGACUCUUAAGCAUUAGUGCCCGUAGAAUAAUCAUCUUAUCGUUAUUAUUAGUCACACACUUAUUAUUACUACACGAAUGUAUAUUUUGUGCUGUUGUAUUUUGAGAGCCUGUAUUCAAACCCACACUGCUGCAAAAGUGAAACCAGAAUCGAAGAGAGGUUCCGAGCGAAGAUCGAACGAUCGCUUCCACUUCUAACUGCACGUAGAAGUGAUGGAAAUUAUGUUGACGUAAAUUUUAAAAUCUACUACUUUGUACGUGUGUGCGCUUGCGCGCGCGCGCGCGUGUGUAUAUACAACUCGUCCACACGCUAAAGCAAAUUCAGUUCAGAAUCAGAUUGUUGAUUCCGUUUGUGUUUAUUCGUUCUCUUCGCUUCGUCGAGAUCGACUUUGUACGCGCCAUCCUCGCUUUCGAGUGCAACAUCACUCGACGACAUCUCGUCGACACCACCCCCGGGAUCGAUCGAUUGUACAAUUAAUUGUCAAUUAAUGCUUGAUUGCAUAUUUUUCACGUUAACGAUAGCUAGUGAGAUCACGCAUUUGGUUCUGUAGCGCGGCAAUACGUUAUACGUUAUGUACAAUCACCGGCAGUGGGACGACGAUGUGUUUCGAUUUAUCAGAGUCAUGUUGUUGUCGUAAGCGCAAUCUUGAUAGGGGUGUAAGAAGCGUGCGGAUUCAGUGUAAUACGGCAAAAUAUGCGCGUGAGGAAAAAAAAA
Molecule: messenger RNA, 7597 nt
Organism: Pogonomyrmex barbatus (red harvester ant)
Lineage: Eukaryota; Metazoa; Arthropoda; Insecta; Hymenoptera; Formicidae
Biological process (GO): regulation of transcription by RNA polymerase II
Cellular component (GO): nucleus
Molecular function (GO): protein binding
Source: RefSeq, a predicted model, not a curated record